Messenger RNA from Theobroma umbraticum, 635 nucleotides. RefSeq names its product norbelladine synthase-like. Lineage: Eukaryota; Viridiplantae; Streptophyta; Magnoliopsida; Malvales; Malvaceae. Gene Ontology annotation, cellular component: nucleus; cytoplasm. Gene Ontology annotation, molecular function: abscisic acid binding; protein phosphatase inhibitor activity; signaling receptor activity. The record is from RefSeq and is a predicted model, not a curated record. Gene Ontology annotation, biological process: abscisic acid-activated signaling pathway; defense response.
CCAAGAUUUGCAGAAAUGUUGAAGCAAGUUUCUUUCGUUCUCUUUGUUCUUCUCUCUUGCUACAUGGGAGUUGAGUCCCAAAAGUUGAAGCAUCUCACCAAUGAGCUUGAAGUGAAGGUGGCAGCAAGCGACGUUUGGGAGCUUUACAGGCACCUUGGGAUCUCAAUGCUUGCUGCCCAAGAGCUUAAAAACGUCAUCCAAACUGUUGAAGUUUUGAAAGGCGAUGGCGGGGUUGGAACUAUCCUCAAACUCACUUUUGUUCCAGGCAAUUCUAGCUAUACAGAAAGGUUCACUGUGGUUAACGACGAGAAGAGGGUGAAAGUGGCAACGGGUUUGGAAGGAGGAUGUCUAGCAAUUGGUUGUUCUGUUCAAAUCGUUCGGUUUGAUAUCAUAGCAAAAACCAAUGCUUCAUGUAUCAUCAAAUCUGACAUCGCGUAUGCUGUCAAGAAAGAGUUUGAAGCUGAUGACCCAAAGCCUAAUAUCCAACUCUUAGCAGCUGCUGCACAGAUUACUAAAAGGUUCCUCGAGAGUAAACACAACGCUUAAAGAUCAUCAGUCUAAUAUAACAGAUUGAUGGGGAGGGUUGAAUUCUCAUUGUUUCUAUCUUCUUGUACUAGAAAAUUUUAUGCUCUUAU